Lagopus leucura (white-tailed ptarmigan) is the source of this 5315-nucleotide messenger RNA. RefSeq names its product aryl hydrocarbon receptor (gene AHR). The transcript is spliced from 11 exons. Gene Ontology annotation, biological process: regulation of transcription by RNA polymerase II. Gene Ontology annotation, cellular component: nucleus; aryl hydrocarbon receptor complex. NCBI's taxonomy places the organism in Eukaryota, Metazoa, Chordata, Aves, Galliformes, Phasianidae. The record is from RefSeq and is a predicted model, not a curated record. Bases 33 to 2618 code for a protein of 861 amino acids. Gene Ontology annotation, molecular function: protein dimerization activity; transcription cis-regulatory region binding; nuclear receptor activity.
GCGGCGGUGCGGGGCGCUGGAGCCGCGGCAGGAUGAACCCCAAUGUCACCUACGCCAGUCGCAAGCGGCGGAAACCUGUGCAGAAAAUAGUAAAGCCAUCUCCAGCCGAAGGAGUCAAAUCCAAUCCCUCCAAGAGGCACAGGGACCGUUUGAAUGCGGAGUUGGAUCGCUUGGCAAGCCUUCUGCCUUUCCCUCAAGAUGUUAUCGCCAAAUUGGAUAAGUUGUCUGUGCUUAGGCUCAGCGUCAGUUACUUGCGAGCCAAGAGUUUUUUUGAAGUUGCAUUAAAAUCUUCAAACUCUACAAGACUAGAAAGAAAUGGCGUUCAGGAAAACAGAACAGCAAGACUUGGAGAAGGGAUGCAGAUCCUGGAAGGAGAGCUCUUACUGCAGGCAUUAAAUGGCUUUGUAUUAGUUGUGACAGCAGAUGCUCUGGUUUUUUACGUCUCAUCUACCAUCCAAGACUACCUGGGUUUCCAGCAAUCUGAUAUUAUACACCAGAGUGUAUUUGAAUUGAUUCACACUGAAGACAGACCCGAGUUUCAACGUCAGCUACACUGGGCACUAAACCCUGCCCAGUCUGCAGAUUCUGGACCUAGUGUGCAAGGAGAUAAUGGCUUUUCACAGCCAGCAAACUAUUAUAACCCAGACCAACUUCCUCCAGAGAAUUCUUCCUUUAUGGAAAGGAAUUUCAUCUGCAGAUUACGAUGUCUCCUGGAUAACUCAUCUGGGUUUCUGGCUAUGAAUUUUCAAGGACGAUUAAAGUUUCUCCAUGGACAAAACAAGAAAGGGAAGGAUGGUGCUGCAUUGUCUCCACAGCUGGCUCUGUUUGCGGUAGCAACUCCCCUACAACCACCUUCUAUCCUUGAGAUACGAACCAAAAACUUCAUCUUCAGAACAAAACACAAACUGGAUUUCACACCUAUUGGCUGUGAUGCAAAAGGAAAGAUUGUCUUGGGAUACACUGAAGCAGAGCUGUGUAUGAGAGGAACAGGAUACCAGUUCAUUCAUGCAGCUGAUAUGCUUUAUUGUGCUGAAAAUCAUGUCCGAAUGAUGAAGACAGGUGAGAGUGGAAUGACUGUCUUCAGGCUUCUAACCAAAGAAAAUCGGUGGGCCUGGGUACAGGCAAAUGCACGCCUUGUCUAUAAAAAUGGAAGACCAGAUUACAUCAUUGCCACACAAAGACCUCUUACAGAUGAAGAAGGAGCAGAACAUCUACGGAAGCGUAACAUGAAAUUGCCCUUCAUGUUUGCCACUGGUGAGGCUGUGUUAUAUGAGCUGUCUUUCCCCAUGUCCAGCUUAUCAGAUGCCUCUCAGCCAAGGAGUAAAACCACCACAGGAAAAGGAGGCAAAACUACAUUACACAGGGAUUCUGUGGAUCCAAAUUCCCUUCUAGGUGCCAUGUUAAGGCAAGAUGAGUCUGUGUAUCUCUGUCCUCCAGCAUCACACAAACUUUCCUUUGAGCGAAACUUCUUUGCAGACAGCAGGGAUGAACUGAGUGGUGUUGUUAGCAGUGACUGGACAGAUAGUCUCCUACCUGCUGGAAGUCACAAUAUUCUCAAGAGGGAAUUAAUGGAGUGUUCCCAGGACAGCAGUGUGCCGCUUCCUGAAGACAGUGCAGCGCUCUUUCAAGAUAACAAAACAAAUGAUUUGUAUAGCAUCAUGAAAAAUCUGGGUAUUGACUUUGAAGAUCUAAAGUGUAUUCAGCAAGAUGAGGAGUUUUUUAAAACCGAAUUAUCUGGUAUGGAUGAUAUUGGGGACAUUGACAUCACUGAUGAAAUCCUGACUUAUGUGCAGGAUUCCUUAAAUAAGUCUGACUUCUUAUAUUUGGGCUGUAACCAGCAGCAGCCCCUGGUCGAGAAUGCUGGUUGCUUGGUACAGCAAGAAUUAGAUCAGCAUCAAAUUCGUCAGCAUCAGAAAGAGCUCAUGGAGCAGCAGCAACAACAACAACAACAACAACAACAGCUCUGUCAGAAAAUGAAACAUAUGCACGUCAAUGGGAUGUUCACAAACUGGAGCCCUGGCACCAGCAUGCCUCUUUGCUCACAGCAGCAGCCCCAGCAAUACACGUUCCCUGACAUGCAAGCCACUGCUGCUGAGUUUUCUUACAAAUCAGAAGUAAACACUUCACCCUAUGCAUGCAGGCAGGAAUUUGUUCCUUACAAGCAACCCACAGCAAUGAUGCCACAGCUUUCUAACUUUUCCCAAAUGGAUUUCCCUGUAGCAGGACUUGACAGAUCAGCCUAUUCUGCUUCUUCCAACCUGGAGGAUUUUCUUGGUUGUUUGCAGCAGGCCCCUGAAAAUCUUGACUGUGGGAUAAACUCUGAGUCGGUUAUGCUAACCCCCCAAACAUGUUAUGCAGGUGCUGUUUCUAUGUACCAGUGCACACAAGAAGCACAGCCAAACAGCAUGGAUCAAAUGCAGUAUGAUCCCAUGAUGGCAAAUCAGCAAACAUUGUUAAACAAGUUCCAAAAUGGUUUCAAUGGAGGAAAUGUAAAUGAAGCAUAUCCCUCUCAGUUAGAUGUGAUAAGUAAUUCACAAACUGCCACACAUCUUCAACCUGUUCAUCAUCCAACAGAGCCCAGAUCCUUCCCAGAUUUGGCAUCUAGUGGAUUUAUGUAAUUCAGAUCUAGAGCUCCAUCUGUGAUUUUGUCUGGGUAUCAGGCUGCUCUGAGGAAAAGCUUGAUAAGUCUGUCUUUCAACAUUGGACUUCAACAGCUAAAUUAGAUUUUGAAAAACUGAGGUUGAUUGCACUAUGUACUGGUGGAUAUGUAAUCCAAGACCCUAACUUUUUAGGGUGGCAGGUGGAAUUAAAACUCUUGACUUAAAAAUAAGCACGUGCUGUUUUCCAUCAGACUGACUGUGUCAUUGUGAUACGGAUUACAUAUGUACUAAAGACUAUGUCAUGCUAUACAACAUAAGAUAAGGCAAAUGGUUUUGUUAUUUAGAAAAAUAAUUGGGCACUUUACAAAUAGCACCAUUGGCACAAGGAAGAUAAUUUCACACUUGGAUUAUUUCCAGACUUCAUGAAAAAAAAAUAAUUAAAAAAUUAAAAAGCUCUGAAAUGAGAAUCAAAAGCACUUAAUUUAAUGCAUACAAAGCUCUUUAAUCACUUAUUUUAUAUGUAAAUCCUUUUGUUUUAAGUCUCCAUUUCUAGCACUUUAAUAGAAGGCUUAAUACAAGGAUACGAUAUGCAAAUUCAGGUUUUCUAUGGAACAGAUCCCUUGCAUUCCUCCUUUUCUCGUCAACCUUAAGUGCCUCACAGUUUAGCUACCUUGUUUCUGACAGGAGCUUGUCUUAGCAAAACUCACUAUAAAUGUCAUCCAUAUUCUGUGAACUUUUAUCUAACAUCUACAGUGCUACUGGCUGUAUCCUUUUCUCCCCCCCAAAGACAAUUUAUUUAGAGUAUGACUUAAUUAUUUAUCUAUGAAUUUGUUACACUAUGAUCAGGAGCUAUUAGUGUUCUGAAUUUAGUUCAUCAAAAGAAUUUUGGUUUAUUCUGUACUGCUUUUCUGCUUUCUUCAGGUAAUACAGGGUAUGUUAAAAAAGCAGAUUUUGCCGAUGGGGAAGAGCAGUUCCUCAGGAUUAGUUUUAGAUUAUUAAUGUUGAAAAACAUGUGCCUUAUCUUGUGUUAAAACACUCAUAAUGUUCUUUAGAAAUAAUGCAAGGCUGCUCUAUGCAAAUACUUUCAUCAAAAUGGAUAUUGAAAAGAUUUGCAUUUUAAAUAAGGGGGAAAGGAGUCUCAAUAAUGAGUGGUAUUGACACUUUGACCGCAGGUUUCAAUGUUCAUAGUGGGGAAGGGGUCAAUUUGGGUUAAAAUUUUAUUCCUAGCAACUUGCACUGCAACGGACCGAGAGGCUAUUCCUUUAAUGUAUGUUGGAUCCACUUCAAGAGCUUUGUGCAAAAUACAAAAACGGGAAAGGAAACAAAAAGUCAUUAGAGAAAUUCUACUUCUAAUUGGUUUGAUUUUUAAGAGGUUAAAAAAAAACAAACAAAUAACAACAACAACAACAAAAACCACCGACAAAGCAUCAUUCUGGUUUUUGUUCUUUUUUUUCCUGAGAGGAUUUUUAGAAUCGUAGACACCAGUGUUUGGUGGGAAAUAAUAGGCUACAUGAAAGUACAGAAGUGUGUAUAUGUUCAAAAUCUUUCAUACUCUUGCGUGUUGUGUAGUUCAUAUAUGAUAAAAUGUCUUUGUAAAAUAUCUUAAACCAGUUAAUUUUAAACGUUACAUCAUUCCAUCUUAAUAUUUUAUUACAUUUGUUAUAUAUAAUAUAAAGUGGCAAUGUAGCCAGUUUAAAGCAGGCAAAAGUAAACAGGCUCCCUUCAGAUGGUUGUUAACAUUGUUUAAUACAAAGACAAUCACUUUGAAUUGGAAUGCUUUCUCAGAUGAAACAUGCUUUCUUAUUGGGAGAGCAUAUCUUUCAUUUUGGGAUAUUAUAUCCUAAGCCAAACUUAAUUUGGUUACAGCUUCUCAGAUGACUGACUUCAGGUCUUUUAAGUGAAAUUAUUAUAUAUGAAAGGGACAUUAAAAAAUAAAUUAUUAUUCAGGAAAAGACCAUAAGGAGAUUGCGAGUUCUAAUACAAGAUUGCUUUUUAAGAACAAACAACAAUGUUUCAGACUUCAUUUUCAGCACGAGAUAUCGCUAGCAAAUUUGAUUAACAUCAUUUGAAUUACUUGGUCGCCCUGUCAUUUUUUAUGUAAGAUCUUGCUUUAAACCAAUAUCUAAAAUGUCUUCCAUAUCUAGUUAGUGUAUGAUGUUUUAAUUUGAACUUGAAAAUUAGAAGAAAAUGCUGUAAAACAAGAAGGUUUAAAGGGAUAUGUUUUACAUCUUACAAACCAGUGUAAAUCCUCUUUAUUACAUUAGUUUAACCAAAUACAUGUCGUCCUAUCACCAAGUGCCAAGGAUGCAGCACUACAAUUGUGCUGCCCUACUUACUGUAAACAAAUUAGUUGUUUGUAUGAAUAUCAGCUGAUUUUGUGCAUUAUCUUACGUGUACUACAUUGUCUGCAUUAGUGCACUCUUGAUCUGCACCAAACUGUACCUACAGUGCACAGAUGUUUCUAAAUUGGAUCUCUUAGUCCUUCAGGUCUGUUAUAAGUAAGAUAUAACUCAGUGUUAGACAGUAUUACUAUCCAUUUUUGUACAAGUUUUCCUAGCUCGUUUUUCUUUCCAGGUCUUCUCUUUCAUCUGCUAUGCCUGCACAUACCAUGCAGUACAUCUUUUGCAUUAAGGUAUGGUUUUGUAGCGCUGUUGCUGAUCUUCAAUAAAGUUUGUAAGGCAUAAUAUAUGGUAAUAAAAUAAUCACUUGAAUGUA